GUUUUCUCGGCCGGGGCCCCGCUUUCGCUUUCGUUUCCUCCCAGCCGCCCCAGCCCCGAGGAGCGAGUCCGGCGGGGCCCGUGACCGCCGCCCGCGUCCGCGCUAGCCGCGCUCCGACGGCCAUGGCCCAGGCCGCGGUGGCGGUGGCCGAGGUGACCCAGGUGCUGUGCGCGGCGGGGGGCGCCCUGGAGCUGGCCGAGCUGCAGCGGCGCCUGCGGAGCAGCCUGGGCGCCGACGCGCUGGAGCGGCUGCUGCGGGACCGCGGGCGCUUCGUGGUGGCCUCGCGGGCGGGCGCGGGCCGGGCGGCGGCGGCGGCCUCGGAGCGCGUGGUGCUGGCCGUGUCGUCGCUGCGGCUGUGCCGCGCGCACCAGGGCCCCAAGCCGGGCUGCACCGGGCUCUGCGCACAGCUGCAUCUCUGCAAGUUCCUCAUCUACGGCGCCUGCAAGUUCCUGAGGACCGGGAAGAACUGUAGAAAUGGUCACAACUUGAAGACUGAUCACAACCUGAGUGUGCUGAGAACUCAUGGUGUUGACCACCUCACCUAUAGUGAGCUUUGCCAACUCUUGGUUCAGAAUGACCCAUGGCUUUUACCAGAAAUCUGCCUGCAUUACAACAAAGGCGAUGGACCAUUCGGCUCCUGCUCCUUCCAAAAGCAAUGCAUUAAGCUCCAUAUCUGCCAGUACUACUUACAGGGAGAAUGCAAGUUUGGCACUAGUUGUAAGCGGUCUCACGAGUUAACCAACUCUGAGAAUCUGGAGAAAUUGGAGAGGUUGGGUUUAAGCUCUGACCUGGUGAGCAGGCUGCCCUCUACUUACCGGAAUGCAUAUGACAUCAAGAAUAAGGGCUCAGCCCUCAGCAAAUCUCCUGCAGGUCCACAAGGGACUUCUGAAAGAAAAGAUGGUUCAGGUUCUGUGUCAACAGGCACUCCUAGCCAAGAGGAGAGUGAUCAGAUUUGUCUGUACCACAUUCGGAAAAGCUGUAGCUUUCAAGACAAGUGCUGUCGAGUUCAUUUUCAUUUGCCAUAUCGAUGGCAAUUCUUGGAUGGAGGCAAAUGGAAGGAUAUGGACAACAUGGAGCUUAUUGAAGAGGCAUAUAGCAAUCCCAGUAGAGACAGUAUUGUGUACACAGAGGCAGCUGCUGGCUUUCACUUUGAUAAAUUAGACUUUGAUUCCUUGAAGUUCGGUAGUACUGUGGCUCGCCGACUCUCCACAGCUUCUUCAGUCACCAAACCCCCACAUUUCAUCCUUACUACUGAGUGGAUUUGGUACUGGAUGGAUGAGUUUGGUUCUUGGCAGGAAUAUGGACGACAAGGCACAGUGCACCCUGUGACCACCAUCAGCAGCAGUGAUGUGGAAAAGGCUUACCUGGCAUUCUGUGACCCAGGAGCUGAUCCCCAGGCAGCCACCUUGAAGUUCCAGGCUGGAAAACACAACUAUGAGCUAGAUUUCAAAGCCUUUCUGCAGAAAAACGUUGUAUAUGGCACUGUCAGAAAGGUUUGCCGAAGACCCAAGUAUGUGUCUCCUCAGGAUGUGCAGAUGAAGCAGUCCUGCAAUACUAAGUUCCAAGGCUCAAAGAACAUCCCAGACUACUGGGACCCUACAGCCCUGCCGGACCUGGGAUUUAAGAAGAUCAUUCUCAGUUCUUCCUCAGAAGAGUAUCAGAAGGUGUGGAACCUCUUCAACCAUACACUACCUUUCUACUUCGUUCAGAAGAUUGAGCGGAUCCAGAACCUGGGCCUGUGGGAAGUCUACCAGUGGCAAAAAGGGCAGAUGCAGAAGCAAAAUGGGGGGAAGGAAGUAGAUGAGAGGCAGCUGUUCCACGGUACCAGCACCAACUUCAUAGAUGCCAUCUGCCAGCAGAACUUUGACUGGCGGGUCUGUGGUCUGCAUGGCACCUCAUAUGGCAAAGGAAGCUACUUUGCAAGAGAUGCUGCCUAUUCCCACCACUACAGCAAAUCCGACACACACUCCCACUCCAUGUUCCUGGCCCGGGUGCUGGUGGGAGACUUCGUCAGAGGCAACGCUGCCUUUGUCCGCCCUCCAGCCAAGGAAGGCCAGAGCAAUGCCUUCUACGACAGCUGUGUAAAUAGCAUGUCCGACCCAACCAUCUUUGUAGUUUUUGAGAAGCACCAGAUCUACCCCGAGUACCUCAUCCAAUAUUCUACCUCCUCAAAGCCCCCAGCUGGACCCUCUAUCUUUGUUGCCCUGGGCUCCUUGUUCAGCAGCCGACAGUGAGUGUGGCCAGGACACAUUAGGCCUUAAUGGCACAUCUGUCUGGAAGAGCUGUUCAGAAAGUCUUUCUUAUUUUAACAAAACUUUUAAUGAACUCUUGUUUAAUGUUGGCUUCUCAGUGAAGUUACCUUUUUUUUCUCCCUCCCCAGUGCUGGGGAUGGAACCCAGGGCCUUGUGCUUGCUCGGUAAGCACUCUACCACUGAGCUACACCCCCAGCCCUUUUAAAAUGCUUUUAUUAUGAGGCAGGGUUUGCUAAAUUACAUUCUGCCUCAGUCUCCUGGGCAGCUGAAAUUACAGGCCUAUGUUACCAGGCCUGACUUGAAGCCACAAACUUAAUCUCUGGCUGAUAAAAGUUUCAGUUUUUAGGUCCUUUCAGGUUGGCUUAUGAUCUCACCAGUAAUGAUUGUGAGCCCAGGUUUGCCUUUUAAUAAUGUUAGCAUUGUAUUUUAACUCUUGAUUGACUUUGAUGUUUAUAAAGACCAAGCACAGAAUUUCUACGUACUGUUUUAUGGAUUUGUUAAAACUUUAGGAGUUUAUGUCUCUGUAACAAUUCUGGUUUUGGAGGGUUUUGUGGUCCAUUUUGCUUUUUGUCAGAGUAACAUAGUGGCCUUUAGGGAAGGGAACUAGAGGGAUGACCUCAGCAGUCACUUUUGCCCACUGCUUUGUCACUAACCCAGGCAAUUUUUGGUGUAAAUGGAGCACAAUUCCCUCUGGCAGAGACAUAGACAUAGAUGAGUGUCCCCCUGAGUCCUGGGCUUGGCCCACAAGUGCCUGUACCCAAAUCCCUUAAGCACACUGGACACCUUCCAGGUUUGGAUUUUAUGUCCCAAUGAGAUUGCCAGUGCUGCAAAUGUCACAUGAGAGUAUGGAAAUAAAACACUAUCUGGAGUAGAUGAA
Messenger RNA from Psammomys obesus (fat sand rat), 3129 nucleotides. It is a transcript of the gene Parp12, whose product is annotated as poly(ADP-ribose) polymerase family member 12. The coding region runs from base 123 to 2234 and encodes 703 amino acids. The transcript has 12 exons. Gene Ontology annotation, molecular function: metal ion binding; NAD+ poly-ADP-ribosyltransferase activity. NCBI's taxonomy places the organism in Eukaryota, Metazoa, Chordata, Mammalia, Rodentia, Muridae. The record is from RefSeq and is a predicted model, not a curated record.